AUGGCCGAAGCCACCAGCACCUCUCCUGCUGGCCCUUUGAAUGGGAAUGGCCGUGCCCGGACGUCUCGUCCUCCUAGGCCCAACUACAGGGACAUUCAUCGCUUCCCUCUUCCUGUUACAAUUCACAAUGUUCCCUCCGUAAUUCCUCAUAAUCCUCUUUCUCUCAUUAGCGUCGCCCUCUCGUAUCUAUCUUGCUUGAUCUCCCCUCCUCGCCAAGAACUCUAUACUGCAUACUUCGAUUCAGCGACCUCUGCCGUCCAUGUCACUGAUGAGAAGACUAUUAACGCUCUGUGGCGGAUGGGCUUCUUCGGCAAGGGUAAUCUAAGUCGAAGUGAGCCCAGCUGGCUGGAGCGUGAAAAGAAGCGCAGAGGGUAUCUCGGUGGUAAUACUAGUGAGGAGGCUACAAGGAAACGCAGAGCUGAGCGUCGCGAGUUGAAGCUUGAGCGUGCGAGGGUGGAGAGACAGAUGAUUGAGGAAAGACUCAAGGCCGAGGCUGCAGCCAGAGAGUCUGGUUCUAUGACUCCAGAUGGUGGUGAUGCUGUUCCAGCACCUCCCACCUUGGAAAAGUUCUCUGUCAAGAAGGCCCUCGAGGCCAAAUACCAACAAAAGCGACAGCCGGCACAACAGAAUGGAAGUGCUACACAGGCCGACGCAACCCCUCAGACCUCCAAUGGCAAGGCUGUACGAUUCUCGCCGAUCGUCGAAACGAAGGAAGUCGCUCCUCAAAUAAACGAUGACGACGAUGAUGCCGAUCUCGAACUCGAGAAUGAAGAGCACCUACAGCUCUCCAACGAAGAGACAUUCUUCCUGGCGUACACCCUCGGGGUACUUCAAGUUGUUGACCGCGAAACCAAUACCGUCAUCCCAACCUCCUCCCUGUUCCACCGCCUCUGCCACCAUUCCCACUUCCCGCCGCGCAUCGGAACCGCUGAUCUCCAGCCCGACGACCCAUUUUUGACAUCGUACGCUGUGUACCACCACUUCCGUUCUCUUGGCUGGGUGGUUCGCUCCGGUGUAAAAUUCGGGACGGACUACUUGCUCUACAACCGUGGCCCUGUUUUCUCCCACGCUGAAUUCGCUGUCAUUAUCGUGCCUUCCUACGAGCACCCUUACUGGAGUGAGACACAAGAACGCAAGGACUACGUGGCUCGGAAACAAGACCGAAGUUGGUGGUGGCUGCACUGUGUGAACCGAGUCCAGGCCCAUGUGAAGAAGAGCCUGGCCAUUGUUUAUGUGCAGAUCCCGCCACCUCAAUCCUCAUACGACGAUAUUGGAGGUGUUCUUGGUCAAUACCGCGUGCGAGAGUUUCUUCUUCGACGAUGGAUCCCCAAUCGGAGCCGUGAUUAG
This is a messenger RNA of Penicillium malachiteum, 1347 nucleotides long. It is a transcript of the gene sen2, whose product is annotated as tRNA splicing endonuclease subunit SEN2. Bases 1 to 1347 code for a protein of 448 amino acids. Gene Ontology annotation, biological process: tRNA-type intron splice site recognition and cleavage; tRNA splicing, via endonucleolytic cleavage and ligation. The transcript has a single exon. Gene Ontology annotation, cellular component: tRNA-intron endonuclease complex. Lineage: Eukaryota; Fungi; Ascomycota; Eurotiomycetes; Eurotiales; Aspergillaceae. The record is from RefSeq and is a predicted model, not a curated record. Gene Ontology annotation, molecular function: tRNA-intron lyase activity; nucleic acid binding.